UCCGGUGUAUUACUACAUCCCUCUGGAGCUAUCCUAGAAAUUUUGUUAGAUUCUAGAUCUUGAACCAUCAAACAUCUUCAAUCCUCGAAGCUGCUUCUCAGAGGAACCUCGCGCCACCACCUCUUCGUCCUCCCAAUGGCGCACUCCCAGAUCUCCCCAUUUCUCGAUCCUGGCACCCAUUCAGCUCCCAAUAGUCUCGGAAUAUUGCAAUUGCGCCGCGAUCAUCUCAUUCCAGCAGUUCUAUCGUCAACCUCUACGGACACCGAUUACGCGGAAGGAAAGGUUGAAAACACCCGUUUUGGAUCUUUCCCACACAGCACGCUUCUCAAUCAGCCAUGGGGCACGCAAAUUCGCGCAUCCGUCGUUGACACUGGUUCGCGCGCAAAAUCGAAAAAGCGCAAGCGCGAGGGCGGCGGAGAUGGCGACACUGAGACUUCGAUCAAGUCCGAGUCAGAGAACAACAAGAAAGUGAUAGCUCAGGCUGCAACGGCAAGCAGCGGCUUUGCGCAUCUGGUUCCCCCCACACCUGAGACCUGGACGUUGUGCCUGCCGCAUCGAACGCAAGUCGUGUACACGCCGGAUUAUAGCUAUAUCCUCCAACGGUUGAGGGUUCGUCCCGGAGAUCACAUAAUUGAAGCAGGCGCGGGAAGCGGGAGCUUUACGCAUGCCGCAGCUAGAGCAGUAUUCAAUGGUCUCCCUGGUCAAGAUAGAUCUACAAAUGGCGGAGAGCAAGAGAUUGGAGAAGAUGGCAAAAGCGCUAAGAGGAGGCACAAGCGUCACGGUGGUGUCUACAGCUUCGAAUUUCACGAACCACGGGCAAGGCAACUAAAGGCAGAGCUCGAGGAGCAUGGCCUAGGAUCUCUCGUCACAGUUACAAAUCGCGACGUAUAUGAAGACGGGUUUUGCCUGGAUAACGAUGCAGAGCCAAACGCGGACGUCAUCUUCCUCGACCUUCCCGCCCCUUGGCUGGCCUUGAAGCAUCUGACACGAUCUCCGCCUUCGAAUGCGGUCCUCAAAUCAGUAGCCUCCGACGAUAUGGUGCCUGAUGGCGACACGUCUACGUCAACACCACAACCUUCGACGGCAUCAAAACCAUUCCGCAGCCCUCUCAACCCAAAGAAUGCUGUGCGCAUCUGCACCUUCUCUCCUUGCAUUGAGCAAGUUAUCAAAACAGUAUCUGCCAUGCGAUCGCUAGGGUGGAUAGAAAUUGGUAUGGCCGAAGUCCAGGCUAAGCGACUCGAAGUCAGGCGCGAACGCAUUGGUCUCCAGGAGGAGGGUCUUCGAGGCGCAAAUCCCAAUGCUGCGACAGUACAGGAAGCAGUACAAAGGCUCCGCGAUGUUGAAGGUCGAGCAAAGGUAUUCCACGGGAUGCAGAAAGAGAAGCAGGAAGAGGUCAUGCGGAAAGCUGAGGCGAGAAAGCGAGGCGAGAAACUUCCUCAAGAAAAGAAGGAUGGCCAGUCGAAAGCCAGAUUGGAGGGUGUACCACCAUCGAAACAUGACCGAAUGGAGCGGGCGAAGAAGGAUCUUGAGAGUCGAGAUCUAUUCAAAGAAGGUCGACUAGUUCAUCGCACAGAGCCUGAGUUGAAGACACACACAUCGUACCUAGUAUUCGCCCUGCUUCCAAGAGAGUGGUCAAAGAGUGAUGAAGAAAAGGCAAGGCGAAAGUGGACUUGAAAGGAUCAUAUGUGGUUCACAACGGAUUUCUCCGUUGGUUGCCCAUUAUCCUUAUUCGUGGGUUCCUCUUCAUGAGGAACAGCAUACCAACUCGCUUACCCCUACACUCAUCAGUUCGGCCCCCUCAAUUGCACAGCUUAUCCAAUCUGGCUCCGCGAAAUCUACAUUCAUGCGGCUG
Molecule: messenger RNA, 1852 nt
Organism: Aaosphaeria arxii CBS 175.79
Lineage: Eukaryota; Fungi; Ascomycota; Dothideomycetes; Pleosporales
Product: tRNA methyltransferase complex GCD14 subunit
Exons: 1
Coding region: 136-1674 (512 amino acids)
Biological process (GO): tRNA methylation
Cellular component (GO): nucleus; tRNA (m1A) methyltransferase complex
Source: RefSeq, a predicted model, not a curated record